Molecule: messenger RNA, 528 nt
Organism: Aspergillus niger
Lineage: Eukaryota; Fungi; Ascomycota; Eurotiomycetes; Eurotiales; Aspergillaceae
Exons: 4
Coding region: 1-528 (175 amino acids)
Source: RefSeq, a predicted model, not a curated record
AUGGUAUAUGAGCCACUGAAAUGGAUGGAGUAUGGAGAAUUGAAAGCCACAGAGGGUCAGACCGGAUCGAGCCCUACGGGCUGGGCUGCAUCCCUGAGGGUCAGCGCUACCGCAUGGCGAAGUGCAUAUGGCAGGAUUACGAUUAAGCGCACAUGGAGACUAGGAAGCGAGACUAUACAUGAUACUGCGAUAUACUUAGCUCUGCUUGGCAUUGUAGAACAUAUACCGAAUCAGAAGCACAACGGAGUGAGACAUGUGGAGGCCAUCGAUCCUGUCCACUCUGGAGGAGCGGAAUGGGGCGUUAUGGGGGCACUGGGGAUGAAGUCACUUCCAUGUUGCGUCCAGAGCGACUAUGCGUCAACUGCAGCCAUGAGUAUCAUAUCACAGUCCGAGAAAGAUGAUGCGUCCAAGUACAUGAUGCAUGCAUGGCAAGGCAGCAGCAGGUACAAUGCACUCCGUCCCGAGUCAUCAGCCACCCGUCGGAAACGAGCGAUUUGCCCCAACGGGAGGGAGGCGAAGAAGAAUUGA